AUGGCUGCUGAGCAGCACCGCUGGUCCGAGACCGCCGCCAUGAUCGCCCUGUGGUACGCGACGAGCAUCGUCGCCACCAAUACCUCCAAAUCCCUGGAAAUGGACGCCGCGGUCCUGACGCUGUCGCAAUUACUCAUCGCGAGCGGCUGCUCCUUCUUAUUACUGCGAAUACUCAAGCUCAAGCCCUACCGGCCCAUGACCAGCCGCGAGGAGCUGCAGACGACGUCCUUGUUAGCCUUCGCGUUCAUGCUCGGGUUUGUCACGUUGAAUGCGGCACUAAGGCACAUGCACGUGAGUCUCGUGAUGACGCUGCGGGCGACGGAGCCCCUCUUUACGCUUGCAUUAUCAACGGUUGUGUUCGGCAACGACAAUGGACUAAGAAGGCUCAUUAGCUUAAUCCCGGUCGUCUGCGGCGCGUCGAUGUCGGCGCUCGGGUCGGCGGACGCGACGGUCGCGGGCGCGGUCGCCUGCGCCGCCUCGAACGCGUGCUUCGCGGCGCGCGGCGUGCUGACGAAACUUAUAAGAGCGCGCCACGCCGCGGACAACUACUCGCUGUUUUUGCACAUCAACGUGAUCGGCGCGCUCAUGGCGGGUGGGUACGUCGUCGCGUCCGGCGCCCCUAUAAUCCUCCCGGACUCGACGCCCAUCCUCGUCGUAAACGGCGUCGCGUUCUGGGCUUACCUGCAGCUGAGCUGGCUCGUCCUCGCGCGCGUGACCGCCGUGACGCACAGCGUCUGCAACGCGAUGCGGCGGCCGGUCGUCAUCCUCGCGGGGUGGCUGCAGUUCGGCAACGAGAUUACGUCCCUAAAUGCGUGCGGCAUCGCGCUCGCGUGCGGCGGCGCCGCGCUCUACGGUCAUUUAUCGCGACCGCCGCCGCCGCCGCCGCCGGAGACGCUCGUCUAA
Pelagomonas calceolata is the source of this 903-nucleotide messenger RNA. Lineage: Eukaryota; Pelagophyceae; Pelagomonadales; Pelagomonadaceae. The record is from the annotation of a GenBank genome assembly.